CUUCUCUGUGUCGUCAGAGCUCCAGGGAGGGACCUGGGUAGAAGGAGAAGCCGGAAACAGCGGGCUGGGGCAGCCACUGCUUACACUGAAGAGGGAGGACGGGAGAGGAGUGUGUGUGUGUGUAUGUAUGUGUGUGUUUUAUUUUAUUUUUCUUUUUGGUGAUGGUGGUGGAAGGGGGGAGGUGCUAGCAGGGCCAGCCUUGAACUCGCUGGACAGAGCUACAGACCUAUGGGGCCUGGCAGUGCCCGCUGAGAAAGGGAGAAGACAGCAGAGGGGUUGCCUCCGAGGCAACCUCCAAGUCCCAGAUCAUGUCUCUGUGGGGUCUGGUCUCCAAGAUGCCCCCAGAAAAAGUGCAGCGGCUCUAUGUCGACUUUCCCCAACACCUGCGGCAUCUUCUGGGUGACUGGCUGGAGAGCCAGCCCUGGGAGUUCCUGGUCGGCUCAGACGCCUUCUGCUGCAACAUGGCUAGUGCCCUACUUUCAGACACUGUCCAGCGCCUUCAGGCCUCGGCGGGAGAGCAGGGGGAGGGGAGCACCAUCUUGCAACACAUCAGUACCCUGGAGAGCAUAUAUCAGAGGGACCCCCUGAAGCUGGUGGCCACUUUCAGACAAAUACUUCAAGGAGAGAAAAAAGCUGUUAUGGAACAGUUUCGCCACUUGCCAAUGCCUUUCCACUGGAAGCAGGAAGAACUCAAGUUCAAGACAGCCCUGCGGAGGCUGCAGCACCGAGUAGGGGAGAUCCACCUUCUUCGAGAAGCCCUGCAGAAGGGGGCUGACGCUGGCCAAGUGUCUCUGCACAGCUUGAUAGAAACUCCUGCUAAUGGGACUGGGCCAAAUGAGGCCCUGGCCAUGCUACUGCAGGAGACCACUGGAGAGCUGGAGACAGCCAAGGCCCUAGUGCUGAAGAGGAUCCAGAUUUGGAAACGGCAGCAGCAGCUGGCAGGGAAUGGCGCACCCUUUGAGGAGAGCCUGGCCCCACUCCAGGAGAGGUGUGAGAGCCUGGUGGACAUUUAUUCCCAGCUACAGCAGGAGGUAGGGGCGGCUGGUGGGGAGCUUGAGCCCAAGACCCGGGCAUCGCUGAUUGGCCGGCUGGAUGAAGUCCUGCGAACCCUCGUCACCAGUUGUUUCCUGGUGGAGAAGCAGCCGCCCCAGGUACUGAAGACUCAGACCAAGUUCCAGGCUGGAGUUCGAUUCCUGUUGGGCUUGAGGUUCCUGGGGGCCCCAGCCAAGCCUCCACUGGUCAGGGCUGACAUGGUGACAGAGAAGCAAGCGAGGGAGCUGAGUGUGCCUCAGGGUCCUGGGGCUGGAGCAGAAAGCACUGGAGAAAUCAUCAACAACACUGUGCCCUUGGAGAACAGCAUUCCUGGGAACUGCUGCUCUGCCCUGUUCAAGAACCUGCUUCUCAAGAAGAUCAAGCGGUGUGAGCGGAAGGGCACUGAGUCUGUCACAGAGGAGAAGUGCGCUGUGCUCUUCUCUGCCAGCUUCACACUUGGCCCCGGCAAACUCCCCAUCCAGCUCCAGGCCCUGUCUCUGCCCCUGGUGGUCAUCGUCCAUGGCAACCAAGACAACAAUGCCAAAGCCACCAUCCUGUGGGACAAUGCCUUCUCUGAGAUGGACCGCGUGCCCUUUGUGGUGGCUGAGCGGGUGCCCUGGGAGAAGAUGUGUGAAACUCUGAACUUGAAGUUCAUGGCUGAGGUGGGGACCAACCGGGGGCUGCUCCCAGAGCACUUCCUCUUCCUGGCCCAGAAGAUCUUCAAUGACAACAGCCUCAGCAUGGAGGCCUUCCAGCACCGUUCUGUGUCCUGGUCACAGUUCAACAAGGAGAUCCUGCUGGGCCGUGGCUUCACCUUUUGGCAGUGGUUUGAUGGUGUCCUGGACCUCACCAAACGCUGUCUCCGGAGCUACUGGUCUGACCGGCUGAUUAUCGGCUUCAUCAGCAAACAGUACGUUACUAGCCUUCUUCUCAACGAGCCCGACGGAACCUUUCUCCUCCGCUUCAGCGACUCAGAGAUUGGGGGCAUCACCAUUGCCCACGUCAUCCGGGGCCAGGAUGGCUCUCCACAGAUAGAGAACAUCCAGCCAUUCUCUGCCAAAGACCUGUCCAUUCGUUCACUGGGGGACCGAAUCCGGGAUCUUGCUCAGCUCAAAAACCUCUAUCCCAAGAAGCCCAAGGAUGAGGCUUUCCGGAGCCACUACAAGCCUGAACAGAUGGGUAAGGAUGGCAGGGGUUAUGUCCCAGCUACCAUCAAGAUGACCGUGGAAAGGGACCAGCCACUUCCUACCCCAGAGCUCCAGAUGCCUACCAUGGUGCCUUCUUAUGACCUUGGAAUGGCCCCUGAUUCCUCCAUGAGCAUGCAGCUUGGCCCAGAUAUGGUGCCUCACCUGCAGAUGCCCCCCAGCCUGGGCCAGAUGAGCCUGUCCUUUGACCAGCCUCACCCCCAGGGCCUGCUGCCAUGCCAGCCUCAGGAGCAUGCUGUGUCCAGCCCUGACCCCCUGCUCUGCUCAGAUGUGACCAUGGUGGAAGACAGCUGCCUGAGCCAGCCAGUGAGAGCGUUUUCUCAGGGCACUUGGAUUGGUGAAGACAUAUUCCCUCCUCUGCUGCCUCCCACUGAACAGGACCUCACUAAGCUUCUCCUGGAGGGGCAAGGGGAAUCGGGGGGAGGGUCCUUGGGGGCCCAGCCCCUCCUGCAACCCUCCCACUAUGGGCAAUCUGGGAUCUCAAUGUCCCACAUGGACCUAAGGGCCAACCCCAGUUGGUGAUCCCAGCCGGGAGGGAGAACCCAGAGAGACAGCUCUUCUACUACCCCCACAGACCUGCUCUGGACACUUACUCAUGCCCUGCCAAGCAGCAGAUGGGGAGGGUGCCCUCCUAUCCCCACCUACUUCUCGGUCAGGAGGAAAAGACAGGAGAAUGCAUGGUGGGUGGAGCCAAUCCACUCCUUCCUUUCUAUCAUUCCCCUGCCCACCUCCUUCCAGCACUGACUGGAAGGGAAGUUCAGGCUCUGAGACACGCCCCAACAUGCCCGCACCUGCAGCGCGCACACGCACGCACACACACAUACAGAGCUCUCUGAGGGUGAUGGGGCUGAGCAGGAGGUGGGCUGGGUAGGAGUACAGGUUAGGGCAUGGAAGGCUUCUCCGCCCACUCUGACCCAGGGCCUAGGAUGGUUAGGCAGGAACAUACAGACACAUUUACACUAGAGGCCAGGGAUAGAGGAUAUUGGGUCUCAGCCCUGGGGGAAUGGGAAGCAGCUCAAGGGACCCUGGAUGGAGCACAGGAGGGGUCUGGACAUGUGGUUACCAAUACAAGUUUUGCCCUGAUUAAAAAAUCUCCCAAAGCCCCAAAUUCCUGUUAGCGAGGUGGAGGCUUCUGAUAUGUGUAUGAGACUAUGCAAAAGUACAAGGGCCGAGUUUCUUCAUGUAUAGCUGUGUGAACGUGUAUGUACCUAAGAUAUGUUAAUGUAUAGCUGGCAUGUUAGUUGCAUGACCACAUAGAACAUGUGUCUGCUUUUGCCUGUUUGACAACACAAAUUUGGGAGUGUGAGACAUUGCACAGAAGACAGCAGCAAGUGUGCUGGCCUCUCUGACAUAUGCUAACCCAAAAAUACUCUGAAUUUGGAGUCUGACUGUGCCCAAGUGGGUCCAAGUGGCUGUGACAUCUACAUAUGGCUCCAUAUCUCCAAUGCUGCCUGGGAGCCAGGGUGAGAGUCCGGGUCCAGGCCUGACCAUGUGGCCCUCCAGUGUAUGAAGGGGCCCUGCCUGCUGUAUCUUCUCUGUUGCCCUAUCCACUGCCAGCUUCCCUUCACUCCCCCAUCCCAUGUCACCGUUUCUCCCUCUCGAGGCAGGGGUCAUAGAUCCUAAGCCAUAAAAUAAAUUUUAUUCCAAAAUAA
Messenger RNA from Cercocebus atys (sooty mangabey), 3889 nucleotides. It is a transcript of the gene STAT6, whose product is annotated as signal transducer and activator of transcription 6, interleukin-4 induced. Gene Ontology annotation, molecular function: DNA-binding transcription factor activity, RNA polymerase II-specific; RNA polymerase II cis-regulatory region sequence-specific DNA binding. The transcript has 21 exons. Lineage: Eukaryota; Metazoa; Chordata; Mammalia; Primates; Cercopithecidae. The record is from RefSeq and is a predicted model, not a curated record. The coding region runs from base 309 to 2759 and encodes 816 amino acids. Gene Ontology annotation, biological process: defense response; cytokine-mediated signaling pathway; growth hormone receptor signaling pathway via JAK-STAT.